Molecule: messenger RNA, 468 nt
Organism: Notodromas monacha
Lineage: Eukaryota; Metazoa; Arthropoda; Ostracoda; Podocopida; Cyprididae
Source: the annotation of a GenBank genome assembly
AUGACUGCUGGUGGCGAACCAGUCGGCCGGAUCGUCAUGCAACUUCGCAACGACGUUGUCCCGAAGACAGCAGAAAAUUUCCGUGCUCUUUGCACGGGAGAGAAAGGAUUCGGCUACAAGGGAUGCACUUUUCAUCGUGUCAUUCCCGAUUUCAUGUGCCAGGGCGGAGACUUCACCAAUCACAACGGAACCGGAGGAAAGUCGAUCUAUGGAAACAAGUUCGAAGAUGAGAACUUCACCCUUAAGCACACCGGGCCUGGAAUGCUUUCAAUGGCAAAUGCUGGGAAGAACACAAAUGGAUCGCAGUUUUUCUUGACCACGGUGUCGACUCCAUGGUUGGAUGGAAAGCAUGUUGUUUUCGGUUCUGUUAUUGAGGGCAUGAAUGUCGUGAAGAUGAUAGAGACACUGGGCUCCCAGUCAGGGAAGCCAAGCAAGAAAGUUGUUAUCGCUGACUGCGGCCAACUCUAA